UGGUUUAGUUUCUUCCUCGUGACCUUUUACCCCAGUUAAUGUCAGAAGCCUUCUAGUCUUGCUAGUGCUAGUCGUAUUAUUUGUCAGACCGACAAAUAAACUAAAAAGAACACAGAGAGAAAGAUGUGGGACGUUAAAUGAGCGUUUACGCCAGAUUUGCAGCCUCAACAUCUUUACAGUAAUGGCGAGGAUUUUCCUCAAAACACUAAUACUGAGGACAUCUCUGGAAUAUCUGAGACUCCAUGUCACUUUCUCAUCUACAGCCACAACUAGACUUUCACCUGUAAUCUUCUGUAGUUCAUUUCUCCAAAGCUGCUCAUGGCAGUUUGGAGCCUGCUCUCGAAAGCUGCACGUUGAAGCAGAUGGACCCAAGCCAUCCCCUGCUGCAGCCCCUGAUAGACUGCCUUUCUCUACAGUAACUCAGGAAGAUUUGGCCUUCUUCAGCAAGAUUUUACCAGGCAGAACUGUCACUGACCCAGACCUGCUAGAGUCAAGUAAUGUGGACUGGCUCAAAUCAGUGCGAGGUUCCAGUGAAGUAUUGUUGAGACCUCAAACAAGAGAAGAAGUUUCUCAAAUUCUCAGAUACUGUAACGGUCGUAACCUGGCAGUGAACCCUCAAGGAGGCAACACUGGGCUGGUUGGGGGUAGUGUCCCAGUUUAUGAUGAGAUAAUCCUCUCCACUGCCCUCAUGAACAAAAUCCUUUCCUUCGAUAGUAUCUCUGGUAUUCUGACUUGCCAGGCAGGUUGUGUUCUGGAGAAUUUGUCCCUCUACCUGGAGGAAAGAGACUACAUCAUGCCACUGGAUCUUGGAGCAAAAGGCAGCUGUCAAAUUGGGGGUAAUGUGGCAACUAAUGCAGGUGGGCUCCGGCUGCUGCGAUAUGGCUCCUUACGUGGGACUGUGCUGGGUCUGGAAGUGGUGUUGGCAGAUGGGCAAGUGCUGGACUGCUUGGCCAUGCUGCGGAAAGAUAAUACUGGAUAUGACCUUAAACAACUCUUCAUAGGGUCAGAGGGCACACUGGGGGUCAUUACAGCAGUGUCCAUCCUUUGUCCACGGAAACCCAAAUCUGUUAAUGUGGUUUUCCUUGGCUGUGAGAACUUUGAGCAGCUGCUGAAGACAUUUAAGCUCUGCAGAGGCAUGCUGGGAGAAAUCCUGUCAGCCUUUGAGUUUCUGGACAGUGAAUGUAUGAGACUGCUGAAUACACACCUCAAACUACCCAAUCCCAUCUCUGAUUGUCCUUUCUACGUUGUCAUAGAAACAUCAGGCUCAAACCCGACACAUGACGGGGAGAAACUUCACGAAUUUCUAGAGGAGGCCAUGACGUCUUCAUUGGUUACUGAUGGGACUGUUGCAACUGAAGACACAAAAAUCAAGGCUCUGUGGUCGAUGCGUGAACGUAUCACGGAGGCGCUGAUUCAUGACGGCUUCGUCUACAAGUAUGACAUCUCAAUUCCAGUGGAGCGGAUCUACCAGCUGGUGACAGACAUGAGGGAGCACCUGGGGGGCCGGGCCAAGAGUGUGGUGGGAUACGGACAUGUAGGUGAUGGUAACCUCCACUUGAACAUCACCUCUCCUGUCAAAGACCCUGCUCUCCUUGCUGCCAUCGAGCCGUUUGUCUACGAGUGGACGGCCAGCUGUAAGGGCAGCAUCAGUGCUGAGCAUGGGCUGGGCCUGAAGAAAAGGAACUACAUUUACUACAGUAAACCCAGCCAGGUUGUGGCUAUGAUGGGUGACAUCAAGGCCAUGAUGGACCCCAAAGGCAUUCUCAACCCAUACAAGACUUUACCAGAUAACCUCAAAUAGGCCAGAUGUCCAUGUAGAGACUGUGGUACGGCCAGUCGUGGGUCCUUCAGCAAGGCCCUUAGUGCUAUUUGCUGAGCGAGGUACACCAUGAACCCUACAGCAGGGGAAGCCGGUACGUCAGCCAGGACGCCAGGGGAAAGUGGGAAGAUGUCAUCCUCCCCCACAACCAAAGAUGGAGAAGACCACAAAGAAGAAGAUUCGCUUUUCACACAGGUAAACUAUAAGGGCUAAGACUAGGGAUAGAUGCUGUGGGUAGGUGAUGGGGUCCUCCUGAAACCAGCAGGCUGGCAACAUGAGUAGAAAAGAGAAAGGCAUACCUGUACAAAGUGAACUAAUUCGGCAUAAACAAAUGUAACCUAAAAGGGGCUUCAAAUGUGCUGCCUAGUGUAACUCACUAUAAAUGUAUUGCAGAUUCAGAAUCUGCUUGAGAAACACAAAUCUUUAAGAUUUCUACAGUAUUUAGGUAAUUCUGCAUACUUAGUGUUCCAAAAUGUAAACAAAUAUAGGCUAAAAGUUAAGUGCUUCAUUCAGCCCUUGGUAACUUCUCAUGUUCCUUCUUCCUGAUGGGCCUGUUAUCUAAUCUCCCCCCUGACCUGUCAUCCUGGCUCCCCCUUGCUGUAGCAUUCAUGUUGUACCUCUCUCAGCAGGUAGCAUUAAAACAAUAGACAGGUGCCGAUAUUAUCACUGAAAUGGCUUUCACUUGUAAUUGUUUCUCCCCUUCAUGACUAAACAACCCUUCUUAGUGCACUGCCAAUGUAAGUGAUGGACAAAAAUCCAGUUCUUGUUUUGAGAGACUAUUCAGAAGUUUAAGUUACAGUAACAUAAUGCUUCAGCAGACUGAGUUAAACAAAUCAAAUGUGUCAGAAGCCUGCAGUCUUUGCAAGCACAAAUUUCACUCUUAUAGGACACUUUCACACCUGCCUUGUUUAGUCCAGCUGAAUCGAACCCUGGUUCAUUUGUGGUUCAGACAUGAUCUGACCUCGAACUGGGUCAACUACAGGGACUGCAAGGCAAGUCUGAUCAAGGCAGUACAGUAUGUAAUUGUAUAUGAUCUCCCAUCACUUACACUGAAAGUACAAUAGGGCAAGAAUCGGUUGGCUAGUAUGAACAGUAAGAAUACUUACAGCAACGAAAAUCUGUGUUCAUAUCGACAUCGGAAUAUAGUUUCAAGUCAGACUUAUCCUUUAAAUAUUUACUUAAAAAGCAUCUUUUCCUAAAUCAUAACGCAAGCUGGCUAAUCAGUAGAUAAGAGUGCAGUAACUGUUUUAUUACAUACAAAAAAGACAAAGCAACAUUUUAUUCCAGAACAACCCCAGCAUUUGUAAACAAAUUCAUUUGUAACCGCACACCUAGACAACUGUAUGAGUUUUCAAAUGGAUAGUGAAUAAAACUGUUUCCAAAUGAAGAUGAAAUGUUUUGGGGGGGGGGUUUUCCCCAGUAUUCAGGCAACUCAAACAGUAUGGCAUGAUGGCUUGCUACAGAAAGACUUCACCUCCAGUAUCUUAAAAAAAAAUUCCUCUCUGCUUGCACAGAAGACUUUUUUUAAAUUAGCCACAGUGAGUUUAUAAAUGUGCCAGGCAGAGAGGAUCACUUCAUUUCAUAUUCCUAUAAGAUGUAGAGUAAUUCCUAUUGGCAGGUACUUAACUGUGCGUCUACUCCAGGAACCACAUCUAUUAUCUGUGUUUUAUCCUGUCUGUAACGUACAAGAAAACAAGCUUAAUGCGAACAUUUUCCUAACUUUUCCAUUAUUUCUCAACAAAUCAUUUCCUACUAGCUCCAGCAACGACAAUAUGGGUAAUAAGUUCAGUAGAGUAAAUGCCUAUACAUGUAUAGAGUCAGUCUCGCGCACCAUCUUACAUCAAUCUUACAUAUCCUCAGUACGGUAUCAGUGGAGGUUUAAUACGUAAAUAUACUAUUUUUUAUAAAGUUUAAAAGCAAUUUUGAUUCUGGUGGCUCUUCUCCUUUUGUACGUAAACGUGUUUUGUACUGUGUGUCAACAGUUGGCAUGUUCAUACGUAAGCGCAUUGCAUUCACCAAAGGGG
This is a messenger RNA of Monopterus albus (swamp eel), 3843 nucleotides long. RefSeq names its product D-2-hydroxyglutarate dehydrogenase (gene d2hgdh). The transcript is spliced from 10 exons. The record is from RefSeq and is a predicted model, not a curated record. NCBI's taxonomy places the organism in Eukaryota, Metazoa, Chordata, Actinopteri, Synbranchiformes, Synbranchidae. Gene Ontology annotation, cellular component: mitochondrion. Bases 182 to 1801 code for a protein of 539 amino acids. Gene Ontology annotation, molecular function: catalytic activity; FAD binding.